Messenger RNA from Lacerta agilis (Sand lizard), 1263 nucleotides. It is a transcript of the gene SDE2, whose product is annotated as SDE2 telomere maintenance homolog. Bases 56 to 1249 code for a protein of 397 amino acids. Lineage: Eukaryota; Metazoa; Chordata; Lepidosauria; Squamata; Lacertidae. The record is from RefSeq and is a predicted model, not a curated record. The transcript has 7 exons. Gene Ontology annotation, cellular component: nucleus.
UCCGGGAAUGUAAAGGAGCGACGUGUGGGAAGGUGCUGCUUGAGGAAAGACGAAAAUGGCGUUGUGGGUGCGGGACUUGCUGGCUUCUGGAGCGCAGCCGGUACCUCUGCCGGCCGAAGAUCGAUCGGUUUGUGGUUUACUCCGCGCUCGUUGCCGGGUACAGGGUCUUCCUGAAGAUCACUUCUACAUAAAGUGUAAUGGUCGACUUGUUAAUUCUGAAGAUGUGCUACAAGAAGGAGCUGUUUACAGCCUGGAACCAAGACUGUGUGGCGGAAAGGGAGGUUUUGGAUCUAUGCUCCGAGCACUUGGUGCUCAAAUUGAGAAGACAACAAAUCGAGAAGCUUGCAGAGAUCUUAGUGGAAGGAGACUUCGAGAUGUUAACCAUGAAAAAGCAAUGGCCGAAUGGGUGAAGCAGCAAGCAGAACGGGAAGCCGACAAGGAGCAAAGACGUGUGGAAAGACUGAAGCGCAAACUUGCGGAGCCGAAACACUUUUUCACGAACCCAGACUACCAGCAGCAAUGUCACGAGAUGGCAGAAAGGCUAGAGGAUUCCGUUCUCAAAGGCAUGCAAGCGUCUUCUAGCACAAUGGUCUCGCCAGAGAGCAGUGAGAGCCGGAAACGGCCUGCUGAUUCUGAAAAGGGAGCCACGUCUGAGAAGAAGAAGUGCUUUUGGUUGGGGGUGGAAGGCUUGGAGGACCCUGACAGUUCACAAGACAGCAGUAGCAGUGAAGAUGACGACUCACCUGGCACAUCAGGAAGUUGCACAGUGUCAUCUGGCAACCAUGUGAAGAUGGUGGAAAGUACAGAACAGUAUCCUAGCAGUUCUGAGGAUUCCAGAAGCUGCUCUUCAGCCUCUGAUGCAGCUGAGAAUUUGCAAGAAGAAGGGAAGGGUGCUAAAAAGGAUCUGGUAGAGGAUCCACCUAUCACUGAAACUGCAGCUAUUGAGAAACAUGAAACAGCCAGGACAACAAAGGACAGGGAUCAGGCGCAUGCCUCAGAUACGCGGGAACCUGUGAGCCAGUUACAGAGCACAGAGACUUCAACAAUAGAUCUUUUGGAUUUCAACUCUGUUGCUGAACUGGAAGCCAUAGGACUAGACAAGCUGAAGUUUGAGCUGACGGCUUUGGGACUGAAAUGUGGGGGCACGCUGCAGGAAAGAGCAGCACGGCUUUUCUCAGUGAGGGGUCUGCCGAGAGAUCAGAUAGAUCCUGCUUUGUUUGCUAAGCCUUCAAAAGGGAAAAAGAAAUAAAUUUUUAAACUGUG